AUGGCAGGCACUCAGCGCUACCUGCGCUACAUUGUCUUUGCGCUCUUUGCGCUCGUCCUCCUCUACUUCAUCGGCUCGUCGUCGUCGGUUCCGUCGGCGGCGAGCUGGCCCAACUACGGGUCUGGCGCCAAGGACACGCUCACGCCGCCGUCGGGCAUCCCCGGCGCCCACGAUGCCGUCGCGCAGCCCCACGAGUCGCACGCCGCUGCGAAGCCGCCGUCUACGCCCAACGCCCACGACCUGCCGCCCGCGACGAUGCCUGGCGACCGCAUGAACGCCACCUUCGUCACGCUCGCCCGCAACCAGGACAUUUGGGACAUUGCCAAGUCGAUCCGCCACGUCGAGGACCGCUUCAACCGCAAGUUCAACUACGACUGGGUCUUCCUCAACGACGACGACUUCAACGACGAGUUCAAGAAGCUCACCACCGCGCUCGUCUCCGGCAAGACCAAGUACGGCAAGAUUCCCAAGGAGCACUGGUCCUUCCCGGACUUCAUCGACCAGGACAAGGCCGCCCGCGUCCGUGAGGAGAUGAAGGAGAAGAAGAUCAUCUACGGCGACUCGGUCAGCUACAGGCACAUGUGCCGCUACGAGUCUGGCUUCUUCUUCCGCCACCCCUUGAUGCUCGACUACGAGUGGUACUGGCGCGUCGAGCCCAGCGUCGAGCUGCACUGCGACAUCAACUACGACACGUUCAAGUUCAUGGCCGAUAACAAGAAGAAGUACUCCUUCACCCUCUCGCUGUACGAGUACGUCGAGACCAUCCCCACCCUCUGGGAGGCCACCAAGAACUUCACCAAGACCUUCCCCCAGCACAUCGCUCAGGACAACUCCCUCAAGUUCAUCAGCGACGACAACGGCGAGACGUACAACCACUGCCACUUCUGGUCCAACUUUGAGAUUGGCAACCUCAACUGGCUCCGCUCCAAGGCCUACAUUGACUACUUUGAGUCUCUCGACCACGCCGGUGGCUUCUUCUACGAGCGCUGGGGCGACGCCCCCGUCCAUUCUCUGGCCGCAGCUCUGAUGCUCAAAAAGGACGAGAUCCACUUCUUCAACGACAUUGCCUACUACCAUGUUCCCUUCACCCACUGCCCGACCGGCGAGCAGUACCGCCUCGACCACAAGUGCCACUGCAACCCCAAGGAAAACUUUGACUGGAACGGCUACAGCUGCACAUCCCGCUUCUACGAGCUCAACAACAUGAAGAAGCCAGAAGGGUACGAAAAGGAGCAAUAA
Molecule: messenger RNA, 1239 nt
Organism: Didymella exigua CBS 183.55
Lineage: Eukaryota; Fungi; Ascomycota; Dothideomycetes; Pleosporales; Didymellaceae
Product: glycosyltransferase family 15 protein
Exons: 3
Coding region: 1-1239 (412 amino acids)
Biological process (GO): protein O-linked glycosylation; protein N-linked glycosylation; cell wall mannoprotein biosynthetic process
Cellular component (GO): Golgi apparatus; membrane
Molecular function (GO): alpha-1,2-mannosyltransferase activity
Source: RefSeq, a predicted model, not a curated record